AAUCUCUGCAGAGCGAAAGGAUGGACUGAACUCUGACUGGAGGCCGGGCUGCUCCGGAACCACCCCGACAGCCUCCAGAAAGGGGCGUGGUUAUAAUUUAGGGGCGUGGCCUUGCAGGCAGCAGGAAGAAGUUACCUGUUGAAUCUUCCUAUCCAUUCUCUUCCCAGCCUUUGUAGCUACCCCUAAGAGGGAAGCCGUAAACCACUAGCCUCUUCUGAAAAAGAGGUAAGGGGACGUAGACAAGGGGCAGCGAAGGAGGCUACUGCAUUCCUUAGGAGGGGCCAAACAGCUACUUUCUACCUGCUGAGUCAGGUGAACCGUUCCAUGGGGGCGGGGACCAGCAUAUGAGAAAAGGGCAAGGACGGAGGAGGUGUUUAUUUGUUCCCUUUCAAGACUAAAUUUAGGGCCCUUCGUCUGCAGACCCAUUGGCGCACUGUGCCUUGGGAACCCUCUUGGCCUCUGGAAGAGAAAAGAACGGGGGCCAGUUUUCCGCAGCAAAAGGAACGGCCCCUCUGGGCUUCCUCCCGUCUGUGUAUUUCCUAGCCCCAAAACGACAGAGCCAUAUGGCUUCCGCGGUCUGGGGGAGUGCUCCCUGGUGGGGCCCACCGCCCCCAGCCCCAGCCCGGCCGCUCACGGACAUCGACUUCUGCUCUGGGGCGCAGCUGCAAGAACUAACCCAGCUGAUCCAGGAGCUGGGUGUGCAGGAGAGCUGGAGUGAAGGUCCCAAGCCAGGACCAGAUCUCCUCCAGGCCAAGGACUUUGUUUUCUCUUUGCUUGGUCUCGUUCACCGCCGGGACCCUCGCUUUCCUCCACAGGCAGAGCUCUUGCUGCUUCGUGGCGGGAUUCGCGAGGGCUCCCUGGAUCUGGGGCCUGCGCCUCUAGGUCCCUACGCUCGGGGACCUCACUACGACGCCAGCUUCACCCUCCUGGUGCCCGUGCUUUCGCUAGAUGGCACUGGGCAGGAGCUGCAACCGGACGUGGGAUCCUGUUACGCAUGGCUCUUCCUCCCAGAGCAAGUACGCGGAACCUCGGUCCGGGAGGCAUGGCAGGAUUGCCUAGGACCCCCAGUCCCAGGAGGACGUGAUUCGAUCCACCCAGCCCAAAGCAAACAAACUCCCAAGGAUCCGCAAAUCUCCGUGGACCAGCUGCACGGUGACGUCACUGAGCCUGAGGCACACGAGUCUUUGGAAAAAUCACCUAGUAAUGUUUCAGUGCCAGAAUUGCCUCAACAAGACGUAACCGAUGUUGACUUCCCCUCACCACUGAAAAAAACGAAUGGUGACGUCACCAAAGCAGCCGACGUUAGCCCAGUGCCACAGCCGUCGGAGGCUCGGGAGGCAUGGCCCACAUUGUGCCCCGCCCAGGUGGCUGCCUGGUUCUUUGCUUCGCUGGCUGCGGUCGCUGAGUCCCUGUUUCCGGUCCCGGGUGCCCCGCGCUUGGUCCACGCAGCCCGCCACGCGGGGGUCACCACCAUCCUCCUGGCUACGCCCGGGUCCCCGCGCCGCCUCCUGCUAUUCGACCUGAUCCCCGUGGUGUCCGUGGCCGGCUGGCCCCAGGAGGCUCGGAGCCACUCGUGGGCCGGCCCGCUGGCCUCGGAGUCGUCUUCCUUCUACCUGGUGCCCGGCGGCGGCGGCACAGAGCGGCCGGGCGCCUCCGGAUGGCAGCUCUGCUUCGCCCGCCAAGAGCUGGCGCUCAAGAUGCGCAUACCCGUUCCCCUGCUGCAAGCGCACGCGGCGGCCCAGGCGCUGCUGCGCCCGCUGGUGGCCGGGACUAGGGUCGCGGCGCCCUAUCUCCUGCGGACGUUGCUCUACUGGGCGUGCGAGCGGCUGCCCGCGCUCUAUCUGGCGCGACCCGAGAAUGCGGGCGCCUGCUGCCUCGGGCUGCUGGAUGAGCUGGGCCGGGUGCUCGAGGCUGGGACGCUGCCCCACUAUUUUCUGAGUGGCCAAAAGCUCGGUGCGGGGGACGGCGCCGCUUCGUUGCUCGGGGCGUUGGCCCUGCUUCGCAGGGACCCUGCCCGCGCCCUGCGCGCCGCUGUAGAAGAGGCCAAGGCUGCACGCAAGGGGGGCGGCUUAGCCGGCGUGGGAGGCGGCGCCCAUUAAAGACGCUGUUCCUACUAACCUGGAAUGUGCUUCUGUUGGCCAGCGGGAUGUGGAGGGGACUGCUCUCCCCUCACCUGGGAGACAGGCUGAGCGCCUUGGGCCCGAAGAACCCGUUCUAGAAGGCCUCCUCGCCGGUUCCUCCGCUUCCUCCCACCCUCCUCCCGCCGCAUCCCUGGCACAGGUCGUUCCAUUCUGGCCUCUCCACUUUCCAAAUCUGUGGCCAGCACCCCUCCUGCUCCCGUGCAGCCUCUGGCAUCCAUCUCCCGCCAGUUCUUAUGGUCUUUUCUCUUAGGAGUCAAUAGGGAUGGGGGUAACAUAUUUGCUGAAAAAACGUGUAAAGGAGAAAGGUAUGGAGACCAGGGACUGACCAAUUUGUCUCACACAAAAGCAGAGAUAUUAAGGAGGCCGGAUUUCACCCCAGGCUAGACCUCACCACCACCGCUAUCUCUUCAGUUAUUCCCCCCACCUUCCUCAUCCAGUUCUGUCCUCCAUCCCGGGCAGUAGGGUCCCUUUCUCCAUUCUCGGGGCAUCUGCCAUUCCAUCUAUCUAAGCCCAACCUCUCCCCCAAUCCAGAGUUCCAUUCAGUGGAGUCGCCUCCUUGUCCCUCCUCCUCUGAACCCCGAGACAUGCGAGACAUGCGGCCUUGUCUCGGCUCCACCUGUCUCUAAGACCGUCCCCACUCCCUGCCUCCAAGGAACCCCAGGGUUCCUCCCG
Messenger RNA from Balaenoptera acutorostrata (minke whale), 2813 nucleotides. Its product is annotated as transmembrane protein 102. The transcript has 2 exons. Lineage: Eukaryota; Metazoa; Chordata; Mammalia; Artiodactyla; Balaenopteridae. The record is from RefSeq and is a predicted model, not a curated record. The coding region runs from base 564 to 2099 and encodes 511 amino acids.